AUGCCGCGCGCUCAGUGGCCAGAUCCAGAGUAUCCAAUCGGCGCAUACAUUGAUCGCGAACGUAUCGCAGAACUGCGCAAAGAGUCACUACAUUUUCACAUGUGCAACCCCCAAAACGCUCCCGUCUACUCAAUGUUGAAUCACAAAUUGGAACAACUCAGGCCUACAAAUCCAUUCAAAGAUCCAUAUAUAGCAGCGCUUUUGAUUGCUGUAGCGCAAGAACGAAGGUCUAUUCUCAGGGCAGAAAAACCAGAAGAUUUGUCCACCUUAGCAAUAUACCCGUCGCAAGUUCUAUACUCGUCUGAAUCUAGAGACUACAUUCAUCUUUACAAAGCAGAUAUCCCUUGCUCGUUUCUGGAUAUGCUUGAUUAUCCUAAAAUUGCACCGCCAGAGGUGCCUCGGAUAUUAAUACAGGCUUUCAAGAUUCCUCGCACACCCGCCUCACGAAAGAGAAUUUUUACGAUGAAUUACGAACAAAGAGUAAAUAAUGAGUCCCAGUUUCGACAGAAAGCCAGAGGCAAGCAAACCUUCAGUCAGCUCUAUGAAGACAAAAAAUGGAAGGCCGGAGCCAGCAACUGGGGAACUCCCGAGCUGUUUGCUGCACGAGCAAUUUGUAUGCCAACAAGAAGACUCAUGGAUCCAUUACAGGAGUUUUACUCCAAUAGAUUUGACUACAACAAUGCUCACCCAAGUCUUCGGAUGUUCUAUCUUGGUUGCGGCGAUAUGAAUGACUUAGCCUGGCAAUCCGAGCCAAAAUUGGUCCAGGCAGCUGGCUCUAAUAACCUUGGCGGUAUCUGGGCCGCAUUGGGCACUCUUCUUAGAGGAGAGAAAUUUGCUCUUGGGAACUACGGCCUCAACCAGGGUCCGACCGGUCCAUCUAGGCCAACCCGGCAAGCGGCUAUGCAAGCACGGCGUCCCCAAGAGUCAACGGGAUCGACUCCUCAAUCAGGCUCGGGAUCUAGGUCUCCUUCUGUGUACGCCGCGAGCAGUUCCUCGGAGUCUCUUUUGGGUUACGGGCCAGACAUACCUGGACCCCUUGUUGAAGACGCUACUGUCCGUCUCAUAAGCUCAAUUGUGAGACAUAUUCUCAACUACCAGCAAGAUACAACACAAGCGAGGCUAUUAAGUUGGCGUGAUCAGCGAGUCACUUAUGGCUACAAAGGUGAUUCCCGUACCGUCUCAGCUACAGACGACGGAGGUGUGGAAAUGUGGUCGCCGGGCAACCAGAACUUUCGACAAGUCGCCUUGCUAGAAGCCAAGCGAAGCUUACGCAACGUUGGAGGACAGCCUUUUGUCAGUGACGAAAUCCUGGCUCAAAUGGUGGGCCAAGCAAUUGCACUACAACGGUCGAAUUCAAACUACGUCGCUGCUUGUCAAAAUAGGUCGGUCACAAUUUUGGCAUCGACACAUUUUAUCCGAUUCUAUUUUUUUGACUUCUCGAGCAAUUAUUUCCAGGAUGAUAAGUACGAAAACCAGGCUUUGGAAAACAACGAAUGCCGCAUGCGAAUUUACCCAACCGGCUGGUUGGAUAUCACAAAGGAUAAGCAUCGAGAAGAUAUUAUUCUCCAUGUAGAUGCACUUUUGAGAUGGGCCAGCAACCUUCCAUGA
Molecule: messenger RNA, 1608 nt
Organism: Trichoderma atroviride IMI 206040
Lineage: Eukaryota; Fungi; Ascomycota; Sordariomycetes; Hypocreales; Hypocreaceae
Source: RefSeq, a predicted model, not a curated record